Molecule: messenger RNA, 786 nt
Organism: Guillardia theta CCMP2712
Lineage: Eukaryota; Cryptophyceae; Pyrenomonadales; Geminigeraceae
Exons: 5
Coding region: 40-681 (213 amino acids)
Molecular function (GO): GTP binding; GTPase activity
Source: RefSeq, a predicted model, not a curated record
AGUGUAUGAAUUAACUACCCGAGGAGAGAUUCAUCGAUCAUGUCGGUUGCUGAGGCUGCAUCACUUCAAGUGCAAGGCGCGUCGUCUGGAGCGGAUGCCUCGUCUUCCAAGGAGGACGUUGUUGUCAAGGUUGGAAUGGUUGGAGAUGCCCAAAUCGGCAAGACGAGUUUGAUGGUGAAAUAUGUAGAGGGUUCGUUUGAUGAAGAUUAUAUUCAAACAUUAGGUGUAAAUUUCAUGGAGAAGACAGUGAGCAUUCGGAACGCGAACAUAACAUUCUCUAUCUGGGAUCUGGGAGGGCAGAAAGAGUUCAUCAACAUGCUGCCAUUGGUGUGUAAUGACGCUGCUGCCAUCCUCUUCAUGUUCGAUCUAUCGCGCGUUGGAACACUCAAGUCAGUCAAGGAAUGGUACAGACAGGCGAGAGGAUUCAACAAGACAGCUGUCGCUAUCCUCGUCGGAACCAAGUAUGACAUCUUCGCCUCCUACACCCCCGAAGAGCAAGCAGACAUCACGAAGCAGGCGAGACGCUACGCCAAGGCCAUGAAGGCUCCUCUCAUUUUCUCGUCGGCAUCGCACUCCAUCAACGUGCAGAAGCUGUUCAAGAUUCUUCUCUCGCGAGUGUUCGACCUCAAGUGUAACAUCCCUAAGAUCGUCAACGAUGGAGAGCCCAUUCUCGAGUACUGAGGGAGCUGAGAGCUGGUUGUUUGCGAGGAGACGCCUCUCCUGUGCGGGUGAAUGUAGAAAUAGUGAAAGUGUGCAGCAGUGAUACAGAUUAAACUCGAAAUCUUU